GGAGACCGCCUUCACACCCUUUGCCAUUCAGCCCCUACAAUACCAGACACGGCAGACAGCCUAUGACAGCAGCAGCCCUCGCCUUCGCACGCCUCCAAGUGUUGAAAACCAGGAACAAAAUGAGCAACAGCUUCAAAGCAAAGGCAUAAAACCCCACCCCCGACUCGAUAGCAGAGAAACCUCCCUACUUUUUCCACCAGGUCCAACCCAAAUCUACUUUUCCAACAACUAGCCAUGAUGUCUGCUACAAAGACACAUCCGCCAAGCGCUAUCCCGUGGUUCCCCAGGUGCACUGCUGACCUGGAUUCCCACUCUGUAGCUGUGCUGCAGUUCGGGGAGGAGCUAGAGUCAGAUUAUGUCGGCGCGAACGACCCCGAGUAUCGCCGCCGCCGCAACGAGAUCGCCAAGAUUGCCAGCAUGUACAGAACGGGCCAGACGAUUCCGUAUAUCGAGUACAACGAUAACGAGCGGGCUACCUGGAAGGCGCUUUUUUGUCGGAUGAAGGGGAUGCAUGAGGAUUACGCCUGCACCGAGUACCAGGACGCCUUUAAGGUUCUCGAAGAGGAGGGGCUGUUUACGGCAGACGAUGUGCCGCAGCUUGAGGACGUGUCCAACUUCCUGCGUUCUCGCUCGGGAUUCUCCCUGCGUCCUGUAACCGGGCUGCUUACGUCCAGGGACUUUAUGAACAGUCUUGCAUUCCGUGUCUUUUACUGCACACAGUAUAUCCGCCACCACUCGAACGUGUUUUUCACUCCAGAGCCCGAUGUCUGCCACGAGCUUCUGGGCCAUGCUCCAAUGUUUGCUGACCCCGACUUUGCCCAGCUCGCACAGGAAAUUGGCCUCGCCUCGCUUGGUGCAUCGGAUGAGGACAUUGUCAAGCUGGGGAAUAUUUUCUGGUACACAAUCGAGUUUGGUCUAUGCAAGGAGUCGGGGAAGGGGAUUCGUGCAUACGGCGCUGGCCUUCUUAGCUCUUACACUGAGCUUGAGAACGCGUUCUCUGAUAGGUCUGAGAAAAGGCCAUUCGACCCUCUUGAUGCUGCCACUCUCGAGCACAGUAUAGUUGACAUUAACACAACUUAUUACGUGGCUGAGAGCUUUGCAUGCGCAACUAACCAGCUGAGCGACUAUGUCCAGCAGCACAACAACAGGGACUUCAAGCUGGCGUAUGAUGCCAAGACUGGCACGGUCAAUGUCGUUGACAAGCAGGAAAUCUAGCUUUAUUCACAUCUCCGCAUUUCCCACUUCUCAUUUCCCCUUUACCCUCACCCUGUGUAGCCGUCAGUGGCUAUACUGC
Messenger RNA from Linderina pennispora, 1294 nucleotides. Its product is annotated as tetrameric phenylalanine hydroxylase. The transcript has a single exon. NCBI's taxonomy places the organism in Eukaryota, Fungi, Kickxellomycota, Kickxellomycetes, Kickxellales, Kickxellaceae. Gene Ontology annotation, biological process: aromatic amino acid metabolic process. Bases 235 to 1215 code for a protein of 326 amino acids. Gene Ontology annotation, molecular function: oxidoreductase activity, acting on paired donors, with incorporation or reduction of molecular oxygen, reduced pteridine as one donor, and incorporation of one atom of oxygen; iron ion binding. The record is from RefSeq and is a predicted model, not a curated record.